Cotesia congregata is the source of this 949-nucleotide messenger RNA. The record is from the annotation of a GenBank genome assembly. Lineage: Eukaryota; Metazoa; Arthropoda; Insecta; Hymenoptera; Braconidae.
AAUAGACAUUCUAUUCUUUAAAUAACAAUAAAUAACUCAAAAGUACUCGGGUAAUUUAGGUUCAUUAAAAACACAUUAGGAGAUCCGAUAAAUUGAAUAGAAAGAAAUUUCUAAUAAUACGUUUCGAAAACUUUAGGUAAGCUGUAAAACCGUGAGGAAUUGUUCAAAAAAAUCUGACUGAAAUGGUAUUUAUGUGACGAGCAUUGAGCUGAAGAAGAUAAAUCAAUGAAACAUAAGUUGAAAUUACUUCAGUAGUGUUGUGUUGGCUGUUAUUGAAAGUGUUGGAACGUGUAAAAAUUAAAGUUUAACAAGUUAUUUAAAUUAUUUAAGUUAAUUAAUUUUUGCAUAAAAAUGGUCCAUUUCGUGAAAAUAAUAAGACUGAUUAUAGCAGGAAUGUCAUUUAAAUUAAACAUAGAAACUUAUGAAGAUCGAAUUGAAUCAGAAAUUAAACAUGACUUUAUAAGUCGAUUUUUUUGUGUUCUUGGAGCAGAUGAAUUUUGUGAUGCAUUUGGAGAACGAAUAAAAUUUAACAUGGUUGAUCUAUUGGAAAAUCAGUGUUCAAAAUGUUCGCUACAAAUGCAAGCUAUAGGUUCAAGAGCGAUUCCGUAUCUCAAAGAUCAAUUUCCAGAUUUAUGGAUACUUCUUGUUAAAAAAUAUCAAAAAAAAGAAAAUUCCAUGGAAUCUUAUUUUUUGAGCGCUUACGAAUGUCUUAUUGAGGACUUAAAUUGUAAUUCAUCAUUUGAAUUAUUAAAAAAAGCUCUACCAGUGAUAUUAAAAUUAAAAUUUAUUCCUGGAGAAAAAGACGUGACGGUAUUGCUUGGUCAACAGUUGAGACUAGUGGAGAAAAAAUUCCCUUUUGUAUAUCAAGAAUUGCUGGACAAAUUUAAAGUUUCAUAACUCUAACAAUUUUGUUUAUGUAUAUAUUUGUAUUUUUAUAAAAAAUUAUAUC